AUGCCCAAGGUCCACGCAACCUCGGCAUGCCUUGGUGACACAGUCAAUUUGGAAAUAGAGGUUGCCCAAUCAGAAGGCACGGUUUCAGUCACGUGGAGACAUGGAGCGGAUUUGUUAUAUCAGGACGAGCAUUACGUCAAGAGUGAAGGAGGGAGGAAGCUGACUAUCUUGGACGUACUUCCUCCUCAUUCAGGCCUUUAUCAUGCCCGUGUUCAGGAUGACAAAAGUGUUGUUAAUGUUGGUUUUACAGUUGAUGUCAAAGACAUAUUCAUGCGUCUUCAAGUAAAAAGCCACGUCCGUGUCCCCUUUAGAGGUACAGUUAAGCUAAAAGUGUCCAGAUCUAACGAAGGUGUCUUAUGGUGGACGCACGAUGGAGAGCUUGUCAAAGCAACAGAAUAUUCUCCCGACAACGAAGUAAAAAAAAGUGACCAUUACCACUUUCAUGGGACAACAAGAAAUUUCUUAGAGAUCUCAGAUGUGCAUCCAGAGCAUGCUGGGAAAUAUGAGGCGAUAUUGAAGAGCGGUGCCUGCGAAGUACGGAAUAUUAUGCAAGUCGAUAUAGGGGAAUUUGAUACGGAAGCAGACAAAUUCAAAGUCUUCACAGGUCCCGUGGUGACAAUUAUAGCGGGAACAGCAACUAUAGUAGUAGUGGUGCUGAUAGUCGUUGCAUUGUUUUAUGUGCGCGCAAAACUAGAAGAAAAACAGGGGAACAAUAAUACUAUAGUUUCCUUAGCACAACACAUCCUAGAGCCGAUUUACAGUACAAUAGAAGACACUAAAUUUGAUAUAAAAGASCGCAGUUGUGACAAUCAAGACGGUUUGACUGACCAGCUGUUCCACGACGAAGCACCGCAGUGAAACAGGAUUUGUGUGGAGUCGUUGCCGGGUGUUGUGGGAAUGUUUGGAGGCAACAAGAAUAAAGCUAUACUAGAACUAACACAACUGAAGGUGUAGCAAUUUUAGUACAUUGUCACCAAUAAAAUAAAAAGCCUCUAUAGUGUAUGUGUGGCUGAAGUAC
Exaiptasia diaphana is the source of this 1018-nucleotide messenger RNA. RefSeq lists its product as uncharacterized. Bases 1 to 858 code for a protein of 285 amino acids. The transcript is spliced from 5 exons. The record is from RefSeq and is a predicted model, not a curated record. NCBI's taxonomy places the organism in Eukaryota, Metazoa, Cnidaria, Anthozoa, Actiniaria, Aiptasiidae.